Molecule: messenger RNA, 1419 nt
Organism: Actinia tenebrosa (Australian red waratah sea anemone)
Lineage: Eukaryota; Metazoa; Cnidaria; Anthozoa; Actiniaria; Actiniidae
Biological process (GO): protein phosphorylation; necroptotic signaling pathway
Molecular function (GO): ATP binding; protein kinase activity
Source: RefSeq, a predicted model, not a curated record
GCUAAACUGGAUACAUCGCGCUUUACCGUCGACUUGAAAGAGCUUAAUGAACUUCUUGUCAAAGCUCAAGAGGAAACAGGCGUGAAUUUUCUCAAGACGUGUGAGGGGUUUUUCCUAUCAGGGACGUUAGAACAAAUAGAAAAGACAUGCUUGUUUUUGUCAAGAUAUGUUAAAAGUGCUACUCCUGUGACAGAGAGUUCAGACAAUCUACAGAAUGUUCACCGCAAUGACCAUCCCCUUGGUGAUUCGGAUGAUGAGGAAAACGAUCUCAAGACGUUGGUUUUAGACGUUGAACCCAAGCUGCUGCAAAUUCUUCAAAUAAAAGUGAAUGAAAUUGAGAAAAAAUUCAAAAUGAAGAUAGACUGGAAGAGUGAACCAUAUAAAGCAAAUUUGAGUCCCAAUGGAAAAGAUGCCCGGUUAUUUGAACAAGGUAAAGAAGAGUUUAUCACACUUUACCAGAAAGAGUUCCCAGAUUUACAAGAAAAGGACUUUCCAUUAGAUGCUGGCAAGAACAUUGAAGAUAUAGAUUCUACUGUAAAAGCACUGAUGGAAGAAUUUGCUGUGGUCAUUGAAAGAAAAGACGACAAAAAUGUUCAUAUAUUUGGGAAAGAAAAUGAUGUGGCACAAGUAAUGCAGCAGUUGCAAGGCAAAUUUGGAAAACGCAGAGGAAGAAAGCCCUAUAAAGCAUCAAGUAAUGGUGAAUUGCCGAUGGCCGACACCUAUGCACAUGCAAGAACCUUAGAAACCGAAAGACAGGCGCACCAAACAACAAACCAGAGAAAAGAUGCAUUGCAAAGGACCUUAGAAACCGAAAGACAGGCGCAUCAAGAAACAAGCCAGAGAAAAGAAGAGAUUGAAGUAUCUUUAGAAGAAGAAAGGCAAAGAAUCGAUGAACUCCUUGCAACACAAGCCACAUUGCAACGAUCUGUCGAAGACUACCGAGCUUCGACGGAAUCUUGCGAUUGGGUACUUGCACGCGAUGAAAUAAUGAUGACCGAAAACCUCAUUGGAAAAGGAGCAUGGGGUAGUGUAACAGAGGGAAAAUUCCGUGGAUGUGAAGUUGCAGUGAAACAAAUUCAUCAGCUUAUUCUCUCAGAUCACAACAGAAGACUUUUCGAGCGUGAAAUUGGUAUAGCUUCAAGAUGUCGUCAUCCUUGUCUUCUUCAGUUUAUUGGAGCAACCAACGAUAAUCAAAGUCCACUUUUUGUUACGGAACUUUUGGAUUCUAGCCUAAGAGCACUUUUGCAUGAACGUGCAUUGAAUCCUACUGAGAUCAUUACCAUUGCUCUAGAUGUUGCCAAAGGGUUAAACUACUUACAUCUCAUUAGACCCACACCUAUCAUCCAUCGAGACAUCAGCAGUGCAAACGUGUUACUUUGGAAACACAAUACUUACUGGCGAGCAAAAGUAUCAGAUUUU